This is a messenger RNA of Aedes albopictus (Asian tiger mosquito), 1744 nucleotides long. Its product is annotated as CDK5RAP3-like protein. Lineage: Eukaryota; Metazoa; Arthropoda; Insecta; Diptera; Culicidae. The transcript has 3 exons. The record is from RefSeq and is a predicted model, not a curated record. Gene Ontology annotation, biological process: regulation of mitotic cell cycle; regulation of cyclin-dependent protein serine/threonine kinase activity. Gene Ontology annotation, cellular component: endomembrane system. Bases 141 to 1658 code for a protein of 505 amino acids.
UUCUUCUAGAUGGCAACACUGCGGCAACUGUCAAAAUCGUCCAAACAAAAAAAAUCGGAUACGUGGAUGAUUAUUUUUAUUUUGGUUUCUGCCCUUCACUUUCCUGUAAAACACGUAAAAAUUUAUUAUCGAUUGAUAAAAUGAACGAAGCGGACAUCCCGAUCGACAUCCACGCCGGCAAGCUGCAGGACUGGCUGGUCUCACGUCGGAUUGUGAACAAAAAUUGGCACCUGAAUGUUCGCGACGUCCGCAGCAAGAUCAGCUCCGCGCUGACCGACAUGCCAGCCCAUGAUGGGCUGGUUCAGCUGCUGAAGGGAGCUCACAUAAAUUACUUCCACUGCCAGCAGAUCAUCGACAUCCUAAAAAUGACCGAGGCCGAUACCAAGAACGUAUUUGGUCGGUACGGUAGCCAACGGAUGAAGGAUUGGCAGGAAAUCUUGAGGUUGUAUGAGAAGGAUAGCUUGUACCUAGCGGAAGCCGCCCAGAUAUUGGUCCGCAACAUAAACUACGAAGUUCCGGGGAUUCGUAAGCAGAUCAAGAACUUUGAACAGCUGGCCGAGGAAGCGGAAAAGAAGAUAGAAGACCUGAAGCGUUCGGAGAAUGUGGUCCUAGGGGAGUAUCACACGUUAUGCAAGCAGCUGGGAAUUGCCGGUGACAAUAUUCGCCAGGAACUGGUGGUGAAAGUGGGCGAACUACCGAAGAUGUUGAACGACAUUGCCGGUACGGUUUCGGCGCUGAAGAAGGCCAUCGAGCUGUACAGUGCCUUCCUGGGGAACGAAGGGUGCUUGCCGAUUCUGCGGCAUGUGGCUUCCUCCGGCAAUACGACAGUAUAUGAGUUUUUGUAUUCGGAACCACCGUUGUCUAUUGAAGAGCCACCGGUAAAGUUCGAACUGAAGGAAAAAGAGCAAGCACCAGCCGGAGAAAUCGACUUUGGAGAUGCUGGUGGAGAGGCCAUUGAUUUUGGAGAUGCCGGGCAGAUCGAUUUUGGUGCCGUCGAUAAUGCUGAAAUCAAUCUGGAAGUGGGUGACAUUGACUGGGGAGCACCGGAAGAAGGAGCUGCCCAGGAUGGAAAUGAAAUAGAUUUCAACAUUUCCUUGGAGGAGAGUGGAAUCGUCGUGGAAGGUGACGGCAAUGCUGGCGGAGUGGCCAAGGGUGACGAGGCAUAUACCGUUUGCGACUCGCCGGUUUACAGGGAAAAAUUUAUCAACGAGCUCUUAGAGCUUGAAGCAUUCCUGAAAAUGAGACUGUACGAACUGAGCACCGCCGAUAAGGUUCAGAUCCUGUCUCUGACCAUGAUGGACAACUUUCCGGAUCAUGACACCAAAAGCCUGACGCAAAUGUUGUCCCAGGUCGAUGUCGUUUACAGUCAAAUCAACAGCCAGCUGAUCCAGCACUUGCACAGAAUAAAACAUUCAGCAAAAUACGUCGACAUUCUUACAUCGAAGCUGAAGCAGAAGCUGCUGGCCAUUGAUAAAAUGAAAGAUACAGCAAAACUCAUGAAGGAGAAAACGAUUGCCUUCCGUCAGCAGGGCGUCGAUCUCAAACCCACGCUGGCCAAGGUCAUCGAACAGACCAAGACGCUGCAAGGUCAAAUAGAGAAGGAUAUCUCCAAGCGCUACAAAAACCGGGUGGUCAAUCUGAUGGGAGCUAAUCUGUAGUAAGCAUGAACAGGAACGAUUGUGUGAUGUAUGUUGGUUUUCUGUUAUGGACAAAUGUAUUAAACACCCGGUGGAAAUGUUUAGUA